GAUCGGAAGAUUUAGUUUAAUCACAUAUGUAUGCACUUUCCCUUUACACAGUUUUAUAAGUUGGCCUAAAGUUUUUGUACAAAAGCAAACAAAAUUUAUAUUUAUAAAUGAACUGCUCUGCAUCUUGUAAUGCCCUCUGUGGCGUGGGAACGCCGCGUCCGAACUUGCAGCGGUUAGUUUCCUAUGUCGAGCCGCAAGAGGACGACGAGGAGGAUAUGGUAGUGUGGUGCCGGGCAAAUCUGGAUUUCGCCUGCUCGCUCAGCGAGAUGCGCAUACGCUGUGGAGAGGCCGCCACUUAUCACCGAACACUGGGGGAUGUGGACCUGGCGCCUCACCCGUUGCUUAGCCGGCGAGACAAGCUCAUGAACAUUUGCCAGAAGGUCUGCUCAGCGUCAGAAGGGAAACCCAUCCCCGCCGACAUGGAGGUCGCCUGGCAGAAUCAUAGCAGCAUUGACUGCCUUGAUCUCCGCAAAGUGCGUGCUGAGAUGAAUUUUGCUGAUCAGAAGGUGGCCAAAAAUCUUGUGGAUCGCGUUGAGGUGCACCACAAGCCUUUGCAGACGGAGGAGGCGGAGCGAAGGAAAUUGACUAUGGUCAAGGCGAACUCCGCAAGAAACUUGACUAUUGCCAAGGAAACCUUAGCGGGGAAAUGUACUAUUGACAAGGCAACCUCCGCGAGGAACUUGACCAUUGACAAGGCAACCUCCACGAGGAAAUUGACCUUUGACAAGGAAAACUCCGCGAAGAUCUUGAUCAUUGACAAGGCAACCUCCGCGAGGAAUUUGAGCUUUGACAAGGCAAACUCCGCGAGGAACUUGACCAUUGACAAGGCAACCUCCGCAAGGAAAUUGACUAUUGACAAGGCAACCUCCGCCAGGAAAUGGACUAUUGACAAUGCAACCUCCGCGAGGCGUUCCUAUAUCCCAAAAAGGUAUGUCAGCGGGUAUAUUUCCAAAAGAAAAUCGGUCGGGAAAACGGAGUCCUUGUCGCGCGGUGCAUACAUGCCCGAUCUUGAGCUCAACCGCGCGAUAGGUCUGUCUGCAAGUCAACCAUUCAGAGGACAGCAUUGCCUUGUGUUGGAGAAGCUUCCCGACAUCGAGAUGGAGGAGGACAGAACCCAGAUCCCGAACUCCAGAAUCAGCGCCAGUGGCCGCAAGUAUGACGGCUCUUUAAUACCCACUUGGAGAAGUGCUGGAACUGGUGCGGAUCAGAAUUCGCAGACAAAAAGUUCCGACACCUUCAAUUCCUCCAAUUCCUUUGAGAGAUCCAGUCUGGUCAGCGAUUCCCAAGAAAAGGACAGAACUCAGAUGCCGAACUCCAGAACCAGCACCAGUGGCCGCAAGUCCGACGGCACAUCAACACCUAGUUGGAGAAUUGCUAGAACUGGUGCGAAUCAGAAUACGGAGGCAGAGAGUUCCGACUCCUUCGAUUCCUCCAAUUCCUUUGAGAGCUCCAGUCUGGUCAACGAUUCCCAAGAAGACCACGAGCUUUCCACGGCGGCAGGUCUGACGGCGGCCUUCAUCCGGCGACAUAUGCUGUUCCACCUCCUGGCCAGUAGGUUCGGAAGACGGUAUCUGCGCUAGCUACGUCGUAGCUGGGGUCGUAUGUGGUGCCACCUGCGACAGCAAGUUCUGUAAAUUGUAUAGUGUAUAUGUAUGUAUGGUAGUAGCCGAACUGCGAAGAAUUCCUGCGAAUUUCCAUAAAGUUCAAAGCAGUAUUUAAAUUUGCGACUAUCGAUUACAACUAGCAUUGUCGCCGAUGUGCAAUGCUCUUGAACGCUAACCAACACUAUCAUGCAAAUGGCAUUGUAUUGUGCAUUUACAAACAAAUUUUAUGUGUACGUUUUCACAAUUAUUUCGUCUUAAUUCAUUUUAGAGUCCGCCAAUUCAGGUAUGUAUGCAACAUGUCAUACUGCUUGCAGUCACUGCAUAACUCGCCAAGCACUUUAGUAAUACCACCCCACCACGUUUAAACGGACCGAAUGCGCGCGUCGGUGUGACCGCAUGGCUUAGCUGGCGAAAUACCGGCCGCCCAACUAAAAAUCCAUCAACUUGUAUUAACGUGUCAGACUCUGGCUAUGCAAUCGUAAUUGCAAAAUCUUAAAGUAGUGGCAAUAAAUUAGUUUUCCUCCUGCACAAGUCCAUCCAUAGGGUCGCAUCAUCCGCGCAGCGCUAGAAGUG
Molecule: messenger RNA, 2177 nt
Organism: Drosophila sechellia
Lineage: Eukaryota; Metazoa; Arthropoda; Insecta; Diptera; Drosophilidae
Exons: 1
Coding region: 108-1580 (490 amino acids)
Source: RefSeq, a predicted model, not a curated record